CCUCGUUCGUCUGUUUCACCGGUCAGGAUUAAUCUGGCUUGCAUCCAUUUACUUCCACUCCUGGUUUCUCGUGUAGACUAAAGAUCAUACAAUAGACAGUCACAAUAGACGAUAGAACAUGGCGUGGUACAGCCAGACUAUCGAAUCCUUCUCCGAUUCGCUGGGGACCAGCCGAAGCCAACUUCCCCUGCUCGCCGUCACAGGGGCCUCGUUCACUUUGGGUCUCUUGUUUCGAUCACUGCUUUCAGACCCACAACAGGAAAACACAGUGCUUGAGUCCCCGCGCAAGAAAGUCCUGUCCGUGUCCGAUUCAGUGAACCGUGAGCUUCCGCUGCCCACGGACGUACUCCCGGGAGCCCGGGAUGUCUCUACGCCGUAUGGAUCUAUCCGUGUGUAUGAAUGGGGCCCAGAAGAUGGACCUAAGGUUCUCCUAGUUCACGGGAUAACCACUCCGUGUAUUGCACUUGGGGGGCUGGCCCAUGCCUUGGUUGACCGGGGCUGCCGGGUCAUGCUGUUUGACCUGUUCGGCAGAGGCUACUCCGAUUGCCCGUCUGACAUUCCACAGGACAACAGACUGUUCUCUACUCAAAUCCUUCUCGCCCUAAGCUCAUCGUCACUUUCUUGGACUGGAGCCGGUUCAGGUAGAUUCUGCCUCGUGGGUUACUCAUUGGGUGGUGGCAUAGCUGCUUCCUUUGCAGCAUAUUUCCCCCAAUUUCUCUCUUCGUUGGUGCUACUUGCACCCGCAGGCUUGAUUCGUGACUCCCAGAUCAGUUUCCAGUCACGUCUCCUUUACUCCCGGGGUCUUGUUCCGGAACGUGUGCUUGGCUUCUUGGUUGGACGCCGCCUCCGCGCAGGCCCGUUGACUACCCCGAAGCCGAAGGCCCGUAAGCUUACCGCUGAGGAUGCGCUCGCCGAGGAGCUGCCAACACAGGGUGCGGCACAAGUCCAGCAGCUAUCUCGGACGUACUCUCAUGUCAAUGUUCCCAGUGCGGUCCAAUGGCAAGUGGGUGAGCAUGCUGGGUUCGUGCAUGCUUUCAUGUCCAGUAUGCGACAUGGACCGAUUCUGCAGCAACGCCAGCGCGAGACUUGGGAACGUCUUGGAAGGCAUCUAUCGGCACAAAAUGAUCUCCCGAUCGACGAACAGCGUUUGAAUGGCCUACCAAGUGAUAAGGUACUGAUCAUGUGCGGGGACCAUGAUGCUGUCAUCGUCAAGAAAGAGCUUGUCCCUGAUGCAACGUCGGCACUUCAAGGGCAUGCAAGCUUCAAAUUCUUCAACGCAGGCCACGAGUUCCCAAGUACCAAAUAUGAAGAAGUGGCCCAAUAUGUGAUGGAGUUUAUGCACUGAGGACCCUGCAAGGAAUCAUCCUACGAUGCUGAUCAUUGACUUUGAUUUACUUUCUUUAUAGACAUUUUGGAGUGG
Messenger RNA from Aspergillus costaricaensis CBS 115574, 1420 nucleotides. Its product is annotated as alpha/beta hydrolase. Lineage: Eukaryota; Fungi; Ascomycota; Eurotiomycetes; Eurotiales; Aspergillaceae. The transcript is spliced from 2 exons. Bases 119 to 1345 code for a protein of 408 amino acids. The record is from RefSeq and is a predicted model, not a curated record.